Messenger RNA from Orbicella faveolata, 943 nucleotides. RefSeq lists its product as uncharacterized. The record is from RefSeq and is a predicted model, not a curated record. Lineage: Eukaryota; Metazoa; Cnidaria; Anthozoa; Scleractinia; Merulinidae.
UUAGCAACCUCCCGCGUGCAUAUAUAACUCGAUAGCUGCACGCUGCACGCUUACCAUUUCUUAAUUAGUACCUGGUAUAAACCUCCCAACUCUCCUCCUGACCUGUUUAACGACUUUGAAAAUGUAAUUGGAAAAAUUGAUGGUUCUUAUUGAUAUGAAUACAAACCUGUCACCAGGUGUCUCAGAUAGCAAUACUUCCAAACUCAUCAAUGUUUGCAAGAUUUUUGGUCUUAGUCAACUGAUAACGGAGCCAACGAGAGUAACAGUUCAUUCUCAGUCCCUAAUAGACCUUUUCAUGACUAAUACUCCGGACAAAAUAGUUAGAUCAGGAAUUAUGCCGUUAGGUAUUAGCGACCACUCCCUUGUCUAUCUAAUUCGCAAAAUACAUUAUGUUAUCCCUGGGUGUAUUAAGAUUAUCAGUACUCGAAGUUUUAAAAAUAUCAAUAGGGACCUUAAUUUUUUGUUGAAAAAGGAAUGUCCAAAAAAAGGCCUGUUUAUAUUUAUUCAUGUUGCCAUGGAUAUGGCACACACGCACCUUAUUUAUCAAAAAACCGAAGUUUGUGUAGUUAACUUGCUUGCUGCCAUUUUUUGGCGACUAAAGGAUCAGGUGAAUGAAACACAGGUAUCAAAGACUGUGUUCAGCCACGUUAGGAAGGAGUUCCUAGCAGACGUUGAAUUAAGACAAUGGGAUUCCAUUAGUCUAUUUUCUGACUCCAACGAAAUAUGGGAGUUUUGGAAGAAUCAGUUUCUGACCUAUAACGAUAAACAUGCCCCUAUAAAAACGAAAAGAAUUGGGAACAAGACUUGGCUUCACACUAGAGCUUGUAAGUAUAAUCUAAGUACACUUGGAACCUACUUUGAGUGUGAAGGGGUAAUUCACAAUACUGAUCCCUGUUACCCUGCAAACGACCAAAAGAAUAUCCAUGUCAAGCGCGUGUGGUAA